AUGUCCUCCACACCCAAAGGGUUUUCUCGAAAGGUCUACUGGGGCCCUUCGAGCAACGCUGGGGGCCACCCUAUGGACCUGCACUCGCCAAAGGAGCCACCUCCCGAGCCCGCCAUGUUCCAGGCCCAGCACCCCCCCAGGUCUCCAAGCUUGACGACAGCCGAUGAGGCAGCGACGCUAGACCUCAGUCCAAAUGUCAAGGCACAUCUCUACCUCGUCUUCUUCGAACACAUACAGCCGGUGUUCCCUGUAGUUACUCAGGCAAGUCUACGACACUUCCCCGCCACGACGCUGUUGGAAAGUGUGAUACUCGGUAUAGCAGCACGCCAUCAUCUUGCCAUAGCCUCUUGGAGGGACUACGUUCACAUACAGAAAGUCAUUGCCCAUGAGCUCAAGGCCCUCUUCAGCACACGUCAGCGAUAUCAGCCCAAGGUUCAAACAGUUCAAGCGCUCCUGCUCGUAUUGACAAAGUUUGAACUCGUUACACAUGGUCACGGUGACAUCAUGUCCACGGGCCUCAGACUUGGACUUCUUUGCAAGAUGGCCAGAGAUUUAGGCCUGGACAAGAAAUCCUCGGCAGUGACCGUUGAUGGUGAACUUCUCAGUGUCGUGUUAUGGAAGGCCUGUCUAUUUGAAGAUGCAAUCAUGUCCGCCAUGAUGGGGCAGCCUCUCAAUAUUGUCAUUCUCCCCGAGGAAAUCACGGAGCUACCGAGUAAUUCCAGCACCUCAGGGGCCACAUUUUUUGAUGGUGCUGUCGAGGCUUCUCACUGUCUUCGAUCGCUGCUCAGAGCAGUCUAUACAAGCCGACCAGUCGAUGCGGACACCUUCCAGAAGUGCGAACAGGUUCUCAAGCAAAUACAUCGCUAUGGGAUAGACCUCAAUUUGCGACAACAACACCACUCCGAGAGCGAGCAUCAAGCCCUUUGUAUGCUCCACCAUAAUAACAGACUGCUUUUUGUACUCGGACUUGCCUCCUUGACAAACACGUCAACCCACUCCAAACAACUUUCGCUCAUCCUGGCACAGGAGGCAGCUUCGACCAUUCCGGAAGCAUGCCAGACGCUCAUGUGGUUCAAUGUUGAAUUUUAUCUUCAGAUGGCUUCUCGACUACAUCAGUUACUAUAUUGCGCUUCAAGAGCUUUGAUGCUCGUUGUCGAUGUUCUCCUUGAGGCCCAAAGGACAUCCAAUUCUUCAAAGGACUUUAUCCAAGAGCUCGAAAACGCUGUCGCGUCAGCCACCUCACUGAAGGAUUUUUUACUCAAAGAUACCUCAUGGGGAGCGCACUGGUCGCAAGGUCAUACACUUGCAGCCGUCCUUGCCCGACUGCACCAGACAGACUGUCAGCAUCGGCGCAUUCCCGUUGAGCUGUCGAACGUUAUGCGUCUUGGAACACUUGACCAGAGCGAAAUUAGCGACACCAGGAACGUGGACGCUCUGCGAAAUGCCGACGAAGUUUUCUACAGCGACGAAUUUCUCAGUAACGUCCUAUUCAACUCUACAGACUGGGAUUACGUCUUGAUGCGGUAUGAGGAGAGCUACCCUCAGCCCAUAUGGUGA
This is a messenger RNA of Fonsecaea erecta, 1557 nucleotides long. RefSeq lists its product as hypothetical. Gene Ontology annotation, molecular function: DNA binding; zinc ion binding. The record is from RefSeq and is a predicted model, not a curated record. Gene Ontology annotation, biological process: DNA-templated transcription. NCBI's taxonomy places the organism in Eukaryota, Fungi, Ascomycota, Eurotiomycetes, Chaetothyriales, Herpotrichiellaceae. The coding region runs from base 1 to 1557 and encodes 518 amino acids. The transcript has a single exon.